Molecule: messenger RNA, 3320 nt
Organism: Oryzias melastigma (Indian medaka)
Lineage: Eukaryota; Metazoa; Chordata; Actinopteri; Beloniformes; Adrianichthyidae
Gene: lg11h6orf62
Product: linkage group 11 C6orf62 homolog
Exons: 5
Coding region: 1387-2079 (230 amino acids)
Source: RefSeq, a predicted model, not a curated record
CAUUUUGGGGGAGGCGGUGAUCCGUCGUGCUUGUUUGUGCGAUUAUUAGCUGCCCGAAAACACAAAGAAAAGCAAACGAAAAGCGUUGGACGACACAUCGUUAACUAUGGGCUCACCGGGAGACAAAAAAGGCUCCAUGUCGACUGAAAGAACAGAGGAUUUCAGCUGGAUUGUCGAUUUAUCUUGACAUGGCAUGCUGCAGGGCGAGCCGAAGGUUGUGACGACUGUAGAAAAGAAGAGAAAGACAACUCGAAACUUCGUGAAAGGGGAGAGACCAUUCUUAGCCGACGCUCGUUUCGCCGUUCGUUGUCCGUAGACUACCGAACGCCCAGGCCAGUUUCCUCGAUGAAGUUGUAGAAGCGACCCGAGUGAAUUAUAUCGAGCUAAAAAUGCUUAGCACAAAUAGAAACAGCCAGUGAAACCAGCUAGUCUCUCGACUCCAAACAACACUAGCCGAAAACCGAGCGAGAAAAUGUAAACGGGUGGAAAGAUGGCUGACCGGACAUAGGCCUCAAUUAAGCCAAUUUGUCAGAAGAUAAAAUGUAGCUUUAUUCUCGGUUCACUACCAGUUAGUGUCGGAAGUGAAUGCCUUGUAGCUUGCUAGCUCUCGUCGGCUAGUGUGCUAAAAAUACAUCCACAUCAUGACUAUAAGCUGUGGCAGCUCGGCAGGCCUCGCGCCAAAUGAGUGACAGUUAAAAAGAAAAAAAAUAGCGGAAAUGUCAAGUUACUUUCACAGUAAUCUUCGAUAUUCCCCAGUGCCAAUAUCUUCUGGCAUCUGUAUUUACCUGCCAUGUUUGUCUGUAAUCUUGGUCCGUCUGUAACACGCGUGUUGAGUCAGCCUCUACAGUAAAACAAACAACCACCACGAUGAUUGAGGGACUUAGAGAUUAAUUGAAUAUCCGUCUGCUUGCCGUAGACUAUAUUCACCCUUGCAAAAAACAAAAGACAUGGGUAUUUUUGUACUAGCAGCUGCAUUUGUUGGUUUCAGGAACAUCUGCAAAAAAGUCAAGUUUGUCUUGACGUUUCCUUGAAAUCCAUUGUGAUACCCUGUUGGUGGCAGCUUUGAACAGCUCAUUUGGCUUGAAAGUCAUGUCUUAAAAGGUGGAUUUCUGAUUAGAUACUACAAUGUCGUCUUAGUCUGUUGACCAUUCCCUUCCUCACCAGUGUCGUCCUCCAUAACAUUGAGAUGACUUAGUUUCUUUUCAGUUUUUGUCAAUCUAUUUAGUUCAUGGUUAGUAUGUAGAGGAGUCGACGUAGAGUUUUGAUGCAUUGUUUUCUGCAAACCGUAGCUGGAUACAUCCUGUCAGAUGCAUAGAACACAGGGCUAGUGUCACUAAAAUAGAAGAAAAAAAAACAAAAAAAAGAGACUGCUGUCAACAUCCAACCAUGGGGGACCCAACUUCACGAAGAAACCAAACAAGAAAUCGACUUCGAGCUCAACUUCGGAAGAAAAGGGAAUCUUUGGCAGAUCAGUUUGACUUCAAGAUUUAUAUAGCCUUUGUUUUCAAGGAAAAGAAAAAGAAGUCGGCACUUUUUGAAGUAGCUGAAGUGGUUCCUGUGAUGACCAACAACUAUGAAGAAAACAUCCUACGAGGCGUACGCAACUCCAGCUACUCUCUUGAAAGUUCUAUAGAACUCUUGCAAAAAGACGUCGUGCAACUACAUGCCCCAAGAUACCAGUCAAUGCGAAGGGAUGUGAUAGGCUGCACACAAGAGAUGGAUUUUAUCCUUUGGCCUCGCAACGACAUCGAGAAGAUUGUCUGUCUGCUGUUCUCCAGAUGGAAAGGAGCUGAUGAUGAACCUUUUAGGCCUGUUCAGGCCAAGUUUGAAUUUCAUCAUGGAGACUACGAGAAGCAGUGCUUGCAUGCUUUGGGUCGUAAAGACAAGGCUGGAACGGUCAUGAACAACCCAAAUCAGUCCAUAUUUCUCUUCAUGGAUAGACAACACUUGCAGACUCCUAAGACCAAGGCCACAGUCUUCAAGUUGUGCAGCCUCUGCCUGUACUUGCCCCAGGACCAGCUGACAUGCUGGGGUGUGGGAGACAUCGAGGAUCACCUCCGUCCAUACAUGCCUGAUUAAGGCUUCUUGCUCGACCCAGCCACAGAGACAAGCCAUUUCCCUCCCCCCUGCUGACGCCCUCUGAAGCAAAUUGAUGUACUUUUCUUCCCCUUUCCCUUUAAAAAGAUUUGAACUGUGCUUGAAUCGCUUUUUUUUUUUGUUCCUUAUUGGUUCUCCCUCCCUGAAACCAAUCCAGUUCCCAUCUUUUUUUUUUUUUUUUUCUCACACCUUCACAUUUUCCCAUAUUUUUUUACUUCCCCUCCCCCAACCAUUUUUUUGAUUUUUGGGUUUUUCUUUUAAUAUUUUCCUCCCCAUUUCUUGUUCCCACUCACCCCCUUUCGUUUCCCCUCAUUUGAACCUGCACAAACAUUUUUUUGGAGUGGGUUGGUUGUUCUCUUUGGAGCCACAUUGUCAGCAGCACUCAUCACUGAAGGAACUCUUUACGUUUCAUCCACACACGAACACUAUAAAGGUCUUCAAGGUGGUUCUCAGAUGGACAUGUUUUAUUUCCCUGUUGUCAUAAGGAAGGAUUGUUAAAGCUUGUUUGUUUUGUCACUGGGGUUUUCUGAAACAACUUUAUACAGUCUUUUGACCAAGGGCAGGCGUGAUCAGGUGUGAAAACACCUGUGUAAGCAAAAAUAACAAAGAUGAACAAUAUUUGUUAAACCUUUAUAGUGUAGGUAUUGCUUCUUAUGAAACGCCUUAGGUUUUUUUGGGGUUUAUUUUCCGCUGGAGUUAAUAAAACUGUUUUGUGUCACUUGCUUUGCUCUAAAACAUUCAAGGCAGGCCUUUGCUUAAAAUCUUGAGUGUCCUAAAAGGCAUUGUGCGCAAUCCUAAGAGAUGUUUGUUAGACAUUUGGAGGUUGUUUUUCUUCUCCCAAGCUGUUCAUGCAUUAUUCAUCUGAGCUACUGAAUCUAAAGUUGUAUGCAUCAAAUCAUUUUUUUUCCAUGAAAGAUGUGGGUUUUACAAAAGAAUAGAAAUGGUGGCAGAUUUUAUGUUUAACUAGCAUAACAAAAAUUCCUUAAAACAAACUAACUUGAUUUCUAAGUUGACUAAAAUUCAGACAAUCUUGUGUCUAGCUCAUCACUUUGUAAUUUGGGUUUUUGCGGGUUAAAUUCUAAGAAAUACAUGGUACAUGUCAUUUUGCGCCUCGUAUCUGUGUGCUCAGUAGAAAAGAUGUAAGGCAUUUAACUUUUGAGGUUUUCUGUUGGUUCUUAAAUCAGUAUUGCUGAGCAUAUUCCAAUACAGUGCAAAAACAUGAA